This is a messenger RNA of Fonsecaea erecta, 351 nucleotides long. RefSeq lists its product as hypothetical. Lineage: Eukaryota; Fungi; Ascomycota; Eurotiomycetes; Chaetothyriales; Herpotrichiellaceae. The record is from RefSeq and is a predicted model, not a curated record. The coding region runs from base 1 to 351 and encodes 116 amino acids. The transcript has 2 exons.
AUGACAGAUCCCAAGGGCGGGCACUCGACCCAAUUCGACCCAACGUCACUCGAUGCGAAUCAGCACGGGAUCGCACAAAACACUAUCGACGAACAGAAAUCCAACUACGGCGCCAAAACUGCGGUGGAUCGCGACAUCGGAGGCAAGAUGCCGUCCUCCAACGUGUCGACCGGAGGGGCAUACGGUCUCCCAGAGAUCAGUAGCGGGGGACAGUCGCUAAGCGACAGCGUGAACGAAGCUCUGAAGGGCCGGGCGGGCAUGGCGCAGGACAAGGCACAGCGGAUCGACGAGAGCGUGAAGGUGGGCAAGGACGAAGAUCUCCACGACAAGGCUGCGGCGAAGCAGCCGUGA